This is a messenger RNA of Desarmillaria tabescens, 1198 nucleotides long. Its product is annotated as polysaccharide lyase family 3 protein. Lineage: Eukaryota; Fungi; Basidiomycota; Agaricomycetes; Agaricales; Physalacriaceae. Bases 182 to 916 code for a protein of 244 amino acids. Gene Ontology annotation, cellular component: extracellular region. Gene Ontology annotation, biological process: pectin catabolic process. The record is from RefSeq and is a predicted model, not a curated record. Gene Ontology annotation, molecular function: pectate lyase activity. The transcript is spliced from 13 exons.
AGAACACGACAGGAUACUUCGAAUAAGAUUAACACAGAUCUCCCGGAGAACAAUUUCCGGUGGCGCGCGGACUCGGCCAGGAUAUUCAGGAUCGAUGCCAAGUUGAAAACCAGCCUAGAGAAUGGAUCGAUUGACAUACAUUCACCGAGCUAAUUUUCCGUACUGAGCGUAUAAAAGCAGAAUGAUUUUCCAAACCUUUGUCAUUGUUGCACUCCUUGCAGUCGCAAACGCGCGUCCCAACCGUCGGGCAGCCAGCUGCACGUUCCCCACCCCGCCUUCAACGAGCAGUCUUUCCUCGCCCAAGACCAUCGAAGCGGGCGAAUCGUUCGAUGGCGGAAACGUCAGGUUCGACCGAGGAGACGGUGCGUGUGAAGGACAAACAGAAACAGGCGAUGAUGCUGCUGUCUUCCUUCUUGAGGAGGGCGCGAGUCUGUCGAAUGUCGUGAUUGGAGCGGACCAAUCUGAGGGUAUUCACUGUCUCGGAUCGUGCACAUUGACCAAUGUGUGGUUCGAGGAUGUUUGCGAGGAUGCGAUCACGAUUAAACAAACAUCCGGAACGUCCACGAUCUCAGGAGGAGGAGCCAAAGGUGCUGACGACAAGGUCAUCCAGCAUAACGGAGGUGGAACGGUUGCUAUUGAUAGCUUCUGUGUCGAAGACUUUGGUAAGCUUUACAGGAGCUGCGGCAAUUGCGACGACAUGUACGAACGGCACUCGACAUUCUCCAACAUUAUCGCUACCGAUGGAAGCAGCCUUGCUGGAAUCAACUCUAACUACGGAGACACUGCCAUCUUCGAUAUGGAUACCAUUGAGACGGACAACGUUGACAGCAUUUGCGAUACCUAUCAAGGCAAUGACGAUGGCGAUGAACCUACCAAGUUGACCUCUAAUACUUCCAAUGACUACUGUCAGUUCUAGUCGGUCUGCUGUGAUACAUAUCGCUUCAGCAUAUUCUGCUCUUUGUCACGGUUCCAUCCAUGAAAUGUUAUCUCAUUUUCUGUCUUCCGCGUGAAUAUUAGUUUUCUCCGAUAGUCCCUGUAACAAUGACCUCAAAUUCGCACCUGCUACGGCGAGGUAGGGGUCUACUAGCUGUGCAGUCUCUCUUUAAGAAGACUACUGGAGAAGAUGUAAUGGCAUCUCGAUUGAACAAGAUUUUUAGGUCACAAUGUUCUGUAUCAAAGCUACAUUAUACGAAUUAGG